AUGACUUUCACAUCUGAUACAUUUACUUACAAAGCUUACACAUACACUAGCAGUACAAGUGGUCUUAAACUUGACGAUAUCACUAUCAAAUUAGAGAAACAAAUCGAUGGAAGUUUCAAUGUUCCAGCUGAUAAGAUUUUAGUAAAAAUCCAUGCUGCUGCUUUUAAUCCUCUUGAUGUUAAAUUGUAUAACUUAUCGUUUUGGCCUUUAAACUAUCUUUUAGGUAAAAGAGGUCUCGGUGAAGAUUAUAGUGGUAAAAUUGUGGCUAUUGGUGAAAAAGCACAAUUAACUACAGCAUUCAGAGUAGGUGACUUGGUUCUGGGAUUCUAUGCUGGUUUUGUUCCACAUGGGACUUUCAGUGAAUAUGUAUUGGUUGAUACUACUAAAAAGGCUGAGGGUGAACUUACUCAUGCUCCUAAGAAUCUUUCUUUAACUGACGCUAGUUCUUGGCCUGAAGUGUAUGGAACUAUCCGUAGAAUGACAGUCGGAGUUGAUUUGAAAGAUAAGAAAAUAUUGGUUCUUGGUGGUGGUAGUUCUGUUGGUAGAUACCUUAUUCAAUAUCUUAAAUUAGAAGGGGCCAAAGAAAUCUACGCCAGUGCUUCAUCAAGAUCAGAAGCAGUAGUUAAAGAAUUAGGUGCCAAAGGAACAAUUGAUUAUACCAAAGGGUCAAUUCUUAAUGGUGCUUUAGAAUUGGUCAAAGACAGCGAACCAUUUGAUAUCAUCUACGAUUGUGUAGGUAGUAAUGACUUAUUUCCCAAGAUUGAAUAUCUCUUCCCUAAAACAGGUGGUCUUUACGCUACCGUUGUGGGUGAUGAUGGAUUUGAUCAAUUAACUUUCCCAAAUUUCUUACUCAUUUUACAGACUGUUAAAAGAUCGUUGUUGUCAAGUUAUAAUUAUUUGCCUUAUACUUAUAAAUUACAUUUAGGAAGUUUCGCUCCAGAUUGGAUUGAAGGUGGUAGACAAUUGAUUGAAGAAGGUAAAUUGAAACCAUUCAUUGAUAGUUACUACAAAUUUUCCGAGUUCGAUAAAGCUUUUGCACACUUGGCGGCUGGUAAAGUUAGUGGUAAAAUCAUUCUUAAAGUUGAAGAAGAUUAA
Molecule: messenger RNA, 1095 nt
Organism: Scheffersomyces coipomensis
Lineage: Eukaryota; Fungi; Ascomycota; Pichiomycetes; Serinales; Debaryomycetaceae
Exons: 1
Coding region: 1-1095 (364 amino acids)
Cellular component (GO): mitochondrion
Molecular function (GO): oxidoreductase activity
Source: RefSeq, a predicted model, not a curated record